CUUGACAGCCAAAACAAGAAAAACCACCGUGCACGUCGUAAAAGUGUAAGCAAAAUAAAUUGCUUUAUUUCAAUCGUUUUGUUCAAUACGUCUGUUUCCAUACAGUUUUUAUAAAAAAAAAACUGUUUCGAUGGUUCUAGCGUUUGUGCUGCUCUCUUGUCUACAGAAGUAACGAUUAAGAUUGUUGUCACUCACUGCUUAACUUGGUGUUUAAAAAUUCGUUCAAGAAUUGUGUCAUUGUUUGUUUCUAAAUCAAUGCUUCGCUUUGAAAUAAAGAAUUUUGGUUUCCUGUUUUGUAUUCGUAGUGAUCUGUAAUGGUAUUGUUAUUGGGAGACUUCUUAAUUAUAGUGCAAAAGAAGAGAAGAGAACUUGAAGUGGUCAACCCCUCGAGUCUACUAGCUGAGUAAAAUCCUAAAUUAUUUUGUACUUUUUCAAUCGAACGCUGUACUGCAAAAAUCAAUGAAGAUCCGACGUGGUGGAAAUGGAAAAUCGAAGGUAUUUUAAACAGGAAGGCAAGGAGGCGAAAAACUUCUACCAUCUGUCUGAUGACGGCGAGGAGAGAAAUUAUAAUGUGAGAAAACCACCGGUGAAUUUAAGGCCGCGUUCUAUACAAAGUGUCACGCAGAGUAAAGCGUCGAAGUCGUCGGCACCUCGCGUUCGUUCUGCCUCUACCGGCAGAGACAAAAAGUCCGAGCUCCAGGCCAGAUAUUGGGCUUUUCUUUUUGGAAAUCUGCAGAGAUCGGUUAAUGAAAUUUACCAAACCGUUGAGUGCUACGAAAAUUUGCCUUCAUGCCAAGAGGCGAUUUUGGUGCUAGAAAACUACAUUCGUGACUUUCGGGCUUUAGCGGAGUGGUUUAAAGUAUCCUGGGAUUACGAAGCGACCCCUUUGCCUCAGCGUCCGCAUUCUUUAGCUUGGGAAGUACGAAAGAGCAACCCAGCACCCCGUGUUCGUAAACCUAUUUCCAGUCCAGGGUUAUCUGGGAAAUCAAGUCCAAGUUUUUCUGGCAAGAAUAGUCCAAACCAUGCAUCCGAGGAGCAAAGCGUUAGCAAGACCUCUCCUAAGAAACAGUUCAGUUCAACGGAAAGCCUUGGAACUAGUCGAAAAGGCACCGGUAUAGCAAAAGUUUGCGUUCUGAAGCAAAUUGGGCCAUGUACAAUUGAAAAUGGUACUUUAGAUGGAAUAGGAUUGAACAUCGGAAAAACUUUUACGACUGGAGAGAAUUCCUUCGAUGAGGUGGUAGUUUGUAACAGCUUAGAGAAUUACGUGUUGAAAUUGGAUCAGUAUACGCAGACGAAUUUAGAUGAUGAGAAUUUAACACUAGCGGAAUAUUUGGAAAAGUAUUGCAAAAAUGAGGAAUGUAACAUAUUGCCAGGAGCUGAAGUGAAGGCUCAAGCUGAGCAAGUAUGUAAAAGUGGCGAGGACAAUCUUCAAGAGAAUAAGAAAAUUUCCGAAGCAGGGAAGAACACGGAAAAAGUAGAUCCGUUGGUGAAAAAGGCGGUUAUACCAGCUGCAAAGUAUGCCACUGUCGUGAAUAAUGCCGUUAAACCAACACCGCGUCCAAUUUUACAGAACAAACAAAGUUUACCGUCUAAGAUUGUGUCAACUAAGAUACUUAAAACGCCUUCAACUAUCACAAAUAGCAUUCGCUUAUCAGCUACUAUGUCCAGUUUAACUCAGAGUCAAACAAAAAUUGUGCAACUACCAACAAAGAGUGCCACAAUCUCCAAUAUACACUCUGCUGGGAUGAGAUCCGGUGCUCGUCCGUUAGUCAGUUCUAAGAACAAAACUAUGCCAACUAAUGCAGCUUCAAGACUUUCAGCUCGUUCGAAAACCAUGAUUGAAAUUAAUAAUCGUAAAAAUGAGGUGAAACCAGCCACUGCGUCUUCCAGGCUAACUUUCUCUCGAAAGAUGUCUAGAGAUGACAUUGACAGUUCAACCUCAACUUUAAAAGCGAGCACUGAUAGAUUGGGUUCUCGGAGUUCGAUUAACGAAUCUAUGAAAAAUCGAACUCAAGGUGGAGCACCCAGCACCAGCCGUCGUUCCGAACCGAAAAGUCUCCCAUCGGAAACUAGCAACAAUGACGGAUGGUAUACGGUCAAAACCAAACGGCGUUCCAGCCUUCAUUGGGCUACCCGUUUCAAUCAACCCAGUGGCUACGCGAGCUUGCCCUCGCUUUCUUUAUUAGAUGAAAAUACUCCCGCUGAAGAGAGCGAAUCCAAACUAUCCACUGAAAGCAUCAGUACACAGCCUAAAAUGCAACAAAAAUCAUCCAAACCGACAACUGUUUCGAAAUUGGCACUAGAAUCAAAAUCCAAAACGUCAUCUGUGGUUAACGUAAAACCUAAAAAUCCUCCCUGUAAACCUACUACUGUUUCAGUGCCGAAACGACCUACAACAGCUCCAGCAGCUACGAAAAAAUCCAACCUGAAUGGUGCAUCACAAUCAACACAAAACAAACCAACGAUAGCGGCUACAACGAAUAGAAUGGCUGUUACUAGGCAAAAGUCGGACCUGACUGGGUUAAAAUUAAAAACUCUACACAAAGAGUUUCUACGUAACGAAAAACUUAAGCUAAAACCCUCAUCUGAAACGGAACUAGAUAAGACGGAUGAAGCAAUAACAACGUCUAAAUCACCCCCGUCUCAAGAUGCUUCACUGCAGCAUGAGGAUUUGGUUUCCCAUCUUAACAAAGUGGACAUGAACAUCCAAACUAAUUUGGUUUCUUCAACAAUCCAGAAUUUAUAUGCGAAGUGCUUGGAAUCAUCGGACAUACAUGACGAACAAGGUUACGGUGGCGGUAUUGCAGUUACCGACAGUGGCGUCAAGCCCGACCACCAGCCGGACAUUAAUCUGUCAAGUUGUGAUGAACUCGAAGAACGAGAAGACAUAGAAAGCGACGAAGAUCAACGUAAAUUGCUGGAAGAGCAGGAAAGUUUGGAGGCUCAGAUUCGAGAAUUGCAAAAUUCGGAAAUCGACGUUGAUACCGAGACAGACGAGACGGAUUGCGAAGCUAUCAUUGAUUUGGAGGAUAAUGAUGGCACUGCGGAAAAUUUAGAGCCUAUUAGUGUGAAUGGUUUGAUCGACGAAGACGAAAUGACCCUUGAAAUGCGGUACGAAUCGGUACUGGCUGAAAUGUCCUGGGUUGAGCGCGCACAAACUUUGGCCACUUUGCAAGCGCUGGUCGCCAGGCACCCCGGCAGAGCACAACAAUUGCAUGCAAAACUUUCCAGUCCAUCGAGGAGAAGAUCAUUACAUGAGACAUUGAAGAAGUAUCAGGCAAAACAAACUCGAGCUUUGGAGAAGCGACAGGCCUUGCAGAAAGAGAAGGCACUCAAAAUUCAACACCUCCUAGCCAGAGUGGAAGACGUUAAAACAGCCAAGCAACAGUUGAUUGAGAAAAAGAGGAUGCGCAUGGAGGAAAGAUUGCAACGAGCUGCUGAAAACCGUACCCAAUACCUGAAGGACAAAAUAAAGAAAGCACAUGACGAAGAGGAAAAAUUGAAAGAAAUUGCUUUCAUUAAAAAUCUAGAAGCACAAAACAAAAGACUAGAUUUUAUUGAGUCUUGUAAGGAACAGGAAGGUCGGUUGCAGGAUUUGGAAACCGAAAGGCAAAAGCGAGCCGAAGAAAAGGCAGCCAAAGAAGCAGCAGUUGAACGAAGAAGGCAGGAAAUUGAGCAAGAACGACAAAAAAAGCUUCAGAUCAUGAGUGAAAAUCGUAGGGAGCGUGAAAAGCGGGUUGGAAAGAUGCAGGAGCAGAAAGAAAAGCAGCGACAAGCUCUGGCAAGAGAAAAAGCUCGUGAUAGGGAAGAACGGCUUCUUGCUCUUCAAGCGCAACAGCAAGCCACUACGGAAGAAUUACAGCGCAAGAUAAUACAGAAGCAGCAAGAGUCAGCCCGUAGGCACGAGGAAAAUAUCGAACAUAUUCGGCAACGAGCAGUUGAGCUGACUAUACCGACUAGGAAUGCAGAUGAGGUUAAUUCCAACAAACAAGACCAAGAAAAUGAUGAUAAUCUCAGCGUUAGUGAUAAAAGCAAUAAAGAUAACAAUAACGCUAGAAUUAACAAAAAGAAGUUAAAGAAACUGCGUCUAAGAAUGGCUCAGGAAGCAGAAACUUAUAUAGCUGAAAUGCAGCCUUUAGCACCGCAAAUACGAAAGCAAAGUCAAGUGCCGAAAUUACUUGGCACUAUCGUUAAGGGUGGUGGUCCACUGGGAGUAGAACGUCCUCUUGGUCAACUUUUACGAUUAAUGGCGAAGGCGGAGGUAGUGGAUUUUCAAUCUAUGUGGCUUUUGGAUGGGCUGAAAACGAUUGCGGAUCUGAUUCAGACUGGAAUGGAACCAAACUCGGAAGUUUCCAAACGGGCGGUCGUCAUUUCGGUGCAACUCUACCGUAACUCGUGCUCUCUGUGUCCGCAAAUUUCCCGCCAUGCUAUUUUGGGAAAUACAAUAACAGUAUUAUUAGAUGCAUUGCAGAUAAGUUUGAAGACACCGGAGGAGAAAAGUCCUUUGUAUCCGGUAGAAUUAUCCACCGAGCUUAUACUCGCCUGCACGGUAGCUCUCUCGCCUUCCAACUCACUCAAGCAGACACACCCAAAGGUUGUGGAACGCCUUCCGGAUCUCAUAAGUUACACAGUAUGCUUAGGUCUGAUAGAUACCCUAGUAAGGAAAUUUAAUACUAUCCGGGAAUCGGUGGAAAGUCAACAAAGUUUGGUGCUAUCCCUGCUGGCUUCGCUCGGUCUGUUGACGAAACUGGCGGAGUUGUGCCCGAGAGGUCCUGACGUUACCAAAUUUCUGCUCUCGGUGAAAUCGACGGAACUCUUUGGGACCAUUUCGCUGCUGUACGCUGCCAUCGUGCCCAUUGGUGAAAGUAUACCACCGAGAACAAUUUCACUGGCAGCAGCUACCUUUAAUCUUCUAGUAACAUUGGCCAAUUUGGAUAUUGCUACCUUUCAGGGUGUGUUAACGGAGGAAAACCUUUCGUUCAAGUUCCUAGACGUGGUCAGCAUCCUACUGCAGUACUGCGUGCCGAAGGCGGAGGAGAAAGGCGAAACCCAGGCUGUGAUAAUCGACUUAAUAGCAACGCUAGGUUUCUUUUGUGCCAAUAAUAAAAUUAACCAGGAUCGGCUUACUUCGGAUCAGUCAUCAGUGAUAAUCAAGAGUUUGACCAAGUUACCGAAAAAAUUCGACAUGGUCAUAUAUCCAACGCUAGUCACCGUCACCUACGAGAAUCCUGAAGCCAAAGCUGUGCUUGGUAAAGAUUUCGACAUCACGUCGCUGGAGGAGUACAGCCGAUCCGAUCUGGCGAAGAAAAACCGAAUCGUGUCUCUGCUGACCAAGACGGAAUAGAUUUCGUUUGUCAGUAUUCCGCUCGCUUCUUGAUGUGGUAAACAAACCAUACCGACUGAUGAAUGUUCUGCCCUUACUACUACUGUUCGAGCCAGUCGCGCUAAGGUUAGGUCAACACCGGAGUGCCACCGUCGUCGUCGUCGCUAUCCGUCGAAAGCAAUAAAUAAUGAGAACGAAGUGGAAUCAAUAAAACAGCGACAUGAAAGCUCAGUGAUUAACGGCGGUAACCCUUCCCUUACCCGGCGUCUUCGGGGACUGGAACGCCUAGUGUCAAAAACUUCCGAAUCGAGCUAGGGAAGGGGGGUUGAUUGUAUCGAAUUACAUAACGCUGCUGCACAAACUUGAUUACCGCCUAAUGAGAUGAGUUCCAGGCAUCGCAGUGUGAAACUGUGAGCCUACUUCAGUUGGUCAAUUAUACGCUAGUUUGUUUUCACUGUGCAUUUGAUACUAAUUGUUGAUUUUUUGCAUCUUGUCUGAAUGUUUGCUGAGUGCACGAACUGUGAAAUUUGCACUUAACGCGCUGCACGCUGCUUGUACACAAAACCGGUUGCAGUUUAUAGUGGUCUUAACAGUCUAGGACGAAGUGACUUUUUUACGAUAUUUGUUGUUUAUGAACUCGGCUUAAAACCAUGGUUCGAGAGAAAACUGAAAAUUUAUCUCCAAUCAUUGAAAAAAUAGACCAUGAAGCAGGUCUGUUACACAUCUUAGAAACAUCCAAUGAAGUGUUUGAAUUAAACUUUGCUUCUUUAGAAACAUGUUCUGAUAUUUCAUACCCAAAUUAGUGCAAAAAUAUUUUUGACUAAACAUUUUUAAUCCGGUUGCGAUGAUCCAUGAAAUAUUUAAAACAAUUUCACACUUUUUCGUAUUAAAAAUAGCUUUGAAUGAUGAUGAUUUUUUAUAUAUAUUCUGAUAAAUUCUGCCGAAAAAUCUCUGCAUUUGAAUCGUGAAUAAAAGUUUUUUUCUAACCCAGUUAACACAAUAAAAUAGGAUUUACUGCAGAUCAGCACGUUUUUUUCCUGUACUAGAAUUAAGUAGUAUUCCUUUUAAUAAUUUGAAACUAUUUAAAUUUUUAAAAGUCGACCAUCAAUAUUGUGUUUUCAAGCAUCUUCCUAAUUUUUUAUUUGAGUCUCUGCAGUAAUCUCAACAUUUCUAUGCUUAGACUAGGUUCAAGUGAAUAAAAUGUUUGACCGCGUAAAAGUGGGAUAUCUUUGCAGACUAACAAAGAUCUAUCUGGCUCAAUGGUAAUGGUGAAGGUAAGAAACCAAAUCAGCAACGUUGCCUGGGAACUCAAUAGGCCGGAACUCAAACCAAUACUAACAAAAUCGAUAAAGAAUAUUUAUAGUCAUCAUUUCGGAAUAGCAUUAAUAAGCUGUUCAUAGUUUGAUCCAUCACAUUUGAGUGUGUCUGUCGAGUGUGUUUAUGGCGUUUUAUUGCCAUAGCAGUCAAUAAGAAAUAUGAGUUGUAUUAAACGAGGUACUUAUCUUUUCUUGUUUUUUUUUCUUUCUUUUAAGAUGAGUUCUAAUGUAACUAAAAUUGCUAGAAUAUUUUUCGAUUGAAAUUAGGCUUACAUAAAAUGACUAUGAUAACUAGGUAUCAAGUCGAUAAAGUGAUCCAUACAUUACAGAGGUGUUGUUCAAAACGGCGCUAAUAAAUAUAAUAAUUUGUAACAAAUAAUGAAAA
Messenger RNA from Wyeomyia smithii (pitcher-plant mosquito), 7024 nucleotides. It is a transcript of the gene ssp3, whose product is annotated as S phase cyclin A-associated protein in the endoplasmic reticulum. Bases 482 to 5344 code for a protein of 1620 amino acids. The record is from RefSeq and is a predicted model, not a curated record. The transcript is spliced from 14 exons. Lineage: Eukaryota; Metazoa; Arthropoda; Insecta; Diptera; Culicidae.